This is a messenger RNA of Armigeres subalbatus, 10505 nucleotides long. RefSeq names its product E3 ubiquitin-protein ligase TRIP12 (gene ctrip). Gene Ontology annotation, biological process: protein polyubiquitination; DNA damage response; proteasome-mediated ubiquitin-dependent protein catabolic process. Gene Ontology annotation, cellular component: nuclear speck. Gene Ontology annotation, molecular function: zinc ion binding; ubiquitin protein ligase activity. The record is from RefSeq and is a predicted model, not a curated record. NCBI's taxonomy places the organism in Eukaryota, Metazoa, Arthropoda, Insecta, Diptera, Culicidae. Bases 1157 to 8947 code for a protein of 2596 amino acids. The transcript has 10 exons.
GGAUAGAGCUCCGAGACGAUAGGCGUGUAUACCAGCGACCAACCGCGUUUCUUCGAGUGUAUGCACCGCGAGGAAAUCUUCACCUUUCAUCUCUCUCAUUUCGAUGUGCGAAUGAACAGACAUUUUGAAAAGUUAGAGGCGUGAAAAUUCGUAUUUUCCACUUUCAUGGGACAAAUUUCGUGUUUUGAAACUUUCAUUUAACUAGUGUAGUGAAAUAAGUAUGGAGUGAUGGUGAAAUGAAGACAAAAUUAGUGCGUGGUCGGUGUAAUGAACCUAGAAUGGACUUUGAUUCCAAGCCCAGUAUUGAUUUUCCAUUUUCUCUCGAUGGUGUAAUUUAUGUGCAAGGCUGAAAACCUUUUCUGGCAUAUGGGAAUAGUGUGGACAGAUUGAUUCAGCAACGUUUCACUUGCAUAUUAAUUGAAGUGAUUCCUAAAAACUCAUAAUCUUGAAAACUUGAAACAACGCAAUUACGAAGGAGAUUGUACAGUGCAAGCAAAGUUGAUUGGUGAUGAUAAGAAGCAUAUGUCAUUCUUCCCUGUUAUCUCGGUUUCCGAAAGUCAUACCUCCUGCAGGUUCUGUAUGUCGAUGCCCUAAUAGAUGUGUUUUCUCUUGUGGUUUGGAUUUUCAUUAAAACUCUCAGCUCAAUAAGUUGCUCUGUUGCUUGUGGGAACAAAAUUGAGAAACAUGAAAAGAGAAAUCUGUUUAAGCAGUAUUGUGAGUUUGUAUCUAUCGAACAGGCAGUGAUGAAUAAAAACAGCUGUGUAUGCAGAAAUAAGUUUGGUGUUUAGCUGCCAUAGUAAACAAACAUGAAAAAGAUUCGAGAAGCUAAUAAUAGUGUCAAGUGAAGAAGAACAGUCGGAUUGUGCUCUAACCGUGCGCUGGGUCUAGCAGCACCCGCCAACUUUAUUGUUGGGUCUGCAAAAGCAGAUGAAAUCAGCAUUAGUGUGUAGAUCAUACAGAGCGUGUCUCUGUUUAUCUAUGAGAAGUUAGUGAAUCAGUGUAUGAAUCAUAUCUGUGUGAGACGUUGCAAUAACAGUGACUAAAAAAAGACAGUGUUAGUGUCGUGUCCAAAAUCAGCAACCGCCCAGCAGCGUCGCUACAGCUCGACUACGGGUAUGCUAUUUAAUGGACACAAGGGGACGUCGAAGUGUCGUCUAUGGCCGAAUCCGUUGGUAAGCAAGUGCUCUCUGCAGUGACGGAGGGGCAUCAUCAACAGCAGCAGCAUCAUCGGCAUCAUCAAACAGGAACCCAAACCGCUGCCUCCACCAGCAACAACAGCAAAACCAGUAGCAAUAGUCGGCGAUCGAAAAGCAAACCCUCGCAAAAGGCUUCUCAUCGCUCCGAAACGCCAAACACGGAUCACUGCAGACAAAGCAGCAGUAGCAAUAGUGGUAGAAAGCGCAAAUACGGCGAGGCAGAAAGGAAAACCAGAGAAAGUGGUAAACAGCAGAACUCGACACCUUCGCCUGUAGCUUUUCGAACACGCUCCCGAACAGUAUCUAAGGAAAUUCCUCUCCCGAAUACCCCGACUACCAACACUAGCAGUAGCAGCAAAACACAACCGACGUCGUCGCCUUCGUUGGACAUCCAGAAACGACACGGCGCUCUCCGGAAGAACAUCCUCACUUUACAUGAUAGUACAAAGUUUGCUGGUAACAGUAAUAGCGUUGCAACAACAUUAACAGUAUCGCCAACUGCAUCGACUCUUUCCUGUUCAUCUUCGCUUUCCUCGCUGUCCUCCCUUCCGUCUGAGGGAGCAGCAACAAAACGAACCAAACAGCCCCAUCCAGAUCCACACGAUUAUUACGGCCCAAGCUCCAGCGGUAGCAGCAGCGGCAGCAGUAGCCGUGGAGGUAGCAGCCUCAGCUCCAUCGCUUCGUCAUCGAGGUCAAUCGAGAAGGCAAAACGGAAAAAGGCAAGUGAUUCAAAGUUGUCGAAAAAGGUUUUCGAUCGAGCCUUCCUGGUAGAUCUUGCAGAAGAGUCACACCAACAACUGAAACGUAAUCGAUCAGAUCGAUCCAGAACAGACCGAUCGACGACAGUAAGUACGGUGGAAGAGGGACGGAAUCUGCGUUCCCAUCACCACUAUCACAUCGACUCGUUAGCAGUAGCAUCGUCGAGUGGCGUAGUACCGAAAAAGCGACAGAAAGUGGGGGACCAACUUCCGGACGGUACGGGCAGCAGCCAUAAAGCCCCGAACCUGGGGGCACGUCUAGCUCGUAGCAGCGGAGGUAGGGAGCCCCAGCAACAUCAGCACCAUCAACACCAACAGUAUCAUUUUAGCAGUGGUCACAUUGGUAGCGCAAGUAGUAGUAGUAGUAGCCAAAACACUCAAGGGCACCUACCUAGCGGCCUGCUAAGACGUAGUUCUCGUGGCAAAAGUUCUCACCAAUCCGCAACAACGGGUUCUUGUGUUAGCUCCAACACCGCCAAUCCCAGUCAAGUCCAGCUGCAGCCACAAUCAUCGCAAUCGUCACGCUCGGGCAGCCAUCGGGGUGGUGGUUCCGGUAGCACUUCGGCCAAUCUACAUUCGGCUGGGAGUUCAUCCGGUGCUACUGCCAAAGGCUCAUCCAAAGGUGUCUCAUCCUACUCGUCGUUAUCGGCGGUUACGGCAUCAAACAAUAACAAUUCCACAUCCCUCGGAUCACUAGCGGCUGGUUACGAUCCAACAGCAGCAGCACCUGGACCAUCUAAUUCAGCAAUGGCCAAUGAUGGCUCCCGUAACAAUAACAACGAUCACUCGCAUCAUCAUCAACCAAGCGGCUCCAGCUCUUCUCACCCAUUCAUCAAAUUGCACAAAACGACUAGCCUUGGAUCGGCUUCGGUCGCAACGUCCGCUCCCAUCGAUGUGAACAUGAUGAACGUGGCCGGUGCUUCCGGUGGUGGCGCUUCGAACUCCGCCAGCUUAGGUGCUGCCGCUGCUGCACCGCAUCCCGAUUCGGAAAGUGACGACAGCGAAGUUGGCAGGCUUCAGGCUCUCCUGGAAGCACGAGGUCUCCCUCCGCAUUUGUUCGGUGCCCUAGGACCCAGAAUGCACCAUCUUCUACAUCGCACCAUGGGCGCUAACAGCAGUUCCAAAGCACAACAGCUUCUUCAGGGAUUGCAGUGUCAAGACGAAAGCCAGCAACUACAAGCAGCAAUCGAGAUGUGCCAAAUGUUGGUUAUGGGCAACGAAGACACCCUGGCGGGAUUCCCAAUCAAACAGGUCGUUCCAGCGUUAAUAACACUUCUGCGAAUGGAACACAAUUUUGAUAUCAUGAACAACGCUUGCCGCGCUCUUGCGUACAUGCUGGAAGCCCUCCCACGAUCGUCUGGAACAGUUGUCGAUGCUAUUCCGGCUUUUCUCGAAAAACUGCAAGUCAUUCAGUGUAUGGACGUUGCUGAACAAAGUCUUACCGCAUUAGAAAUUCUCUCCCGUCGGCACAACAAAAGUAUUUUGCAGGCUAAUGGGGUGUCAGCUUGCCUCACUUAUCUGGAUUUCUUUUCCAUCAACGCGCAACGGGCGGCACUUGCCAUCACAGCCAACUGCUGUCUAAAUCUGCACACGGAAGAAUUCCAUUUCGUCAAAGAGUCGCUUCCGUUGUUGGCACGCCUUCUUGCUCAGCAAGAUAAGAAGAGUGUUGAAAGCAUAUGCACAGCAUUCUACCGUUUAGUGGACAGUUUUCAACAUGAUCCCACUAUACUUCAGGAAAUUGCAAGCAUGGAACUGCUGAAAAACUGCCAGCAAUUGCUGGUAGUUACUCCAUCAGUUCUCAACUCUGGCACAUUUACCAACGUUGUUCGAAUGCUGAGCGUCAUGUGUGCCAAUUGCCCUGAUCUGGCUAUCACCCUACUGAAGAACGACAUCGCAUCAACGCUCCUUUAUUUGCUGACCGGGUCGGCAGAACCAGUAACAUCCGAUGUGGAGCUGGUCCCAAGAUCGCCGUCAGAACUAUAUGAGAUUACGUGUCUGAUUGGGGAAUUAAUGCCUCGUCUUCCGACGGAUGGCAUCUUUGCCGUAGACUCUCUGCUCGAACGAACGCAAGCCAACGUCCAGGAUGCUGUUCAGUGGCAAUGGAAGGACGACCGUGGCGUAUGGCGGCCAUACUCGUCAAUCGACUCUCGGAUGAUCGAAGCAGCGCAUCUGAAUUCUGACGAUGAAAUUAGUUUGAGCACACUGGGUCGAACCUACACGAUAGAUUUCCACUCGAUGCAACAGAUUAACGAGGACACCGGAACAACACGUACUGUACAAAGGAAGAUAAAUCAUGCCCUUCUGGCUCAACAGCAAGGGGCAGUUGUGAUUAAUACUGGUGCAAUAGCAGCUGCUGGAGGGGCAGGUACUUCAAAUGAAACAGGAGAACCUAAUUCCAGUGGCUCGGUUGGGACCGGGUGUGUCAAUCUGGCAACCAGGCCACCGAAUGCAACACGAGAUGCACGGAUAGCAUGCCUCAAGGAAGAGAGGGGUUUGGCUGCCGAAUUUAUAAAGAAUCUUUUCUCUGUGUUGUACGAAGUUUACAGUUCAUCAGCUGGACCUUCGGUACGAUACAAGUGCCUACGCGCGCUUCUUCGGAUGGUCUACUUCGCCAACGGGGAUUUACUACGUGAGGUACUGAAGAAUCAGCUUGUGUCGUCACAUAUUGCCGGUAUGAUGGCUUCAAAUGAUCUCAGAAUUGUGGUCGGCGCAUUGCAGAUGGCGGAGAUUUUGAUGCAGAAGCUUCCGGAAGUCUUUGGGAUGCAUUUCCGCCGGGAGGGCGUAGUUCAUCAGAUCACACAGCUAACAGAUCCAACCAUCCCGAUCUGUGCGGCCCCGUCACCCAAAUCCGGUGCACAAAGUGCCCCCUCGUCGGCUACCAUUCACCCGAAUAAUACAUUCGAUUUUGAUAGUGCCAUUGCCUCAAGUUCAAAGAGCGGUACCCAGGCGAUAGCAAUCGUUGGUGGUGCCGGUCCUCAUGUAAAAAAUCUCAACUCCGCCAUGAUGAUGGCCAGUAAGAUCAGUAUGUCGAUGCCAUCAACCAGCUCGACGCUGCUUCAUUCACCCACUUCAGCUGCUAAUCUACCGGGAACAUCGAGUAGUUUCACGGCGAUCAAUCUAAACACUACCACCAAAGCACUUCACCAUAACCACCACCACCAUCAUCAUCAGCAGAUGUCCACUAGUACGCUUCACCUGGAAUCGCUGGCCACAAAUAUGCAACCGAAUAUCCCAGGGGCGAUAGCAACACCUAACAACGGAAACAUUCUGUUGAACGCAAUCUACAGCCAAUCAAUCCCAAUCAAUCAACAAACUUCUCAUCAUCAUCAAUCGGAGGCUGCAGGGUCCAGCAAACAAACGCACCUUUAUCAGGCACACCAUUUCCCGGAUACAUUCGCCUACAAUGCCGAGCAGGGUAUCCUGACGUCUCCGCUUUCGGUAGCAUCUGGAGCUGGAACUUCUUUGGUGGCCACAACCGUGGUUGCAUCCCAUCACGAUACCCGAUCUCAUAGUCCUGGACAGCUAAAGGUGUCCGACAUUCUUAAGCGCAAGGUACCGCCAAAGCGAAAAUCCCAAAGCAGCUCAAAGUCCAAAUCUCGCCACGAUGAUAAUGCUGCUUCCGGAAGUGGGUCGCACUCUGUCGCUAGUGGAUCGAACGUCGCCGGAUCGUCCGGUUCUUCAACAACAUCGUCGGUCAUGCAGGAACUGAUUAACAAGGCGACAACGCUAGGAUCGUCUUCUGGCAGAAACACGCCGUCGUCCAGUUCCCGAUCACGGUUCUCUGGGGCUUCAUCCAAAACGACAUCCUUCUUGGCUUCACUGAAUCCCGCCCGAUGGGGACGCCAGUCGUCAUCUUCUUCGUCGCACCAUUCAAAUACGUCCUUUGCGAAGGACGGUACGAAUGCACUAGCUAAGAGUCAGUCCAACUCUAAUCUGAUUGCUGCUGGUAAUCGAGAAAAGGCACGUCAGUGGAUCCGCGAACAAGCCAUCACCUUCGUCAAUCGUUACUCGACGGAUGGCGUUGGGGCAACAAGUGGUACGCAACAUCCGGCUUGUUCAAUUCUAUCCCGGUUGACUGCGGCCAUACAGAAGUUAGAUGGCAAUCAAAGCGACUGCUUGUCCGCUCUAAAAGAACUUCGGGAUAUUUUGAUCGAAAGUGACAUAUCUCCCUUCGAAGUGAACCACUCCGGUUUGAUCCGUGCCAUGUUGAGCUACAUGGCCAACGAUGCCAAUCAGCUGGUAGAGCGUGCUGAUCGACUUAGGAUGUUCCUGCACGUAUUUGCCAACCUUCCGUUGGAUGCCAACUUCUCGAGCAAUGUGACGCCGGCCAUCAACAGUGCACCGUUCAGUGCCUUCGUGGCAAAGCUGAAUGGAUGCGUUACGCAGUUGGAGCAGUUCCCAGUAAAGGUGCACGACUUUCCAGCUGGCGUUGGGAGCCGUUCGAAUACAAGUGCUCUUAAAUUCUUCAAUACGCACCAGUUGAAGUGUAACCUUCAACGACACCCCGAGUGUACAAAUCUCCGCCAAUGGAAGGGAGGCACCGUGAAGAUCGAUCCUCUUGCAUUGGUUCAGGCAAUCGAACGGUAUUUGGUAGUACGUGGCUACGGAGGAAUACGGGUUGACAGUGAAGAAGAUUCCGAAGAAGACAUUGACAAUAUUGAUGCGGCUGCGAUGAUUUCGAUGGGUGGACUAAAGCACAAGCUGCAGUUCCUGAUUGGGGAGCACGUUCUGCCGUACAACAUGACGGUGUAUCAAGCAAUCCGCCAGUAUUCGCCACUGGUUAACGAUCAAUCAGAAACCGACACGGACACGGAGACACCUAUUGGAAGCGCCAGUAUAUGGGUACAGCAGCACACUAUAUACUAUCGGCCGGUGGAGGAGGAUUCAAGCAGUGGGUCCAAAGGUGGACAAUCUAGUUCUUCGCGCAAGAAUAGCAAGAACUCCCAAUCCAAAAUUAUGCGGCGAAAGCCGGAAUUCUGGAUCGACGGUAUUGCUCCAUCUAUCGUUUCCUCAUUGGUGCCAUUUUUAUCGUCGAAAUUACCCGAUGUGGUUAGUGUGCAAGACGCUUCGCUCGAUGCCCUUUGCAUGCUACGCAUCAUCAAUGCAUUGAACCGAAAUUGGGCCACACUGUACUUCUCGGUGCCACAGAGUCACAUCAUUCCCCAAAUCGAAUUCAUCCAUUCGAAGAUUGCUGCCAAGGCCAGUCGUCAACUACAGGAUCCGCUGGUCAUCAUGACUGGCAACCUGCCUCAGUGGUUGCAACAGAUUGCAGCGGCUUGUCCAUUCCUAUUUCCCUUCGAAACGCGACAUUUACUAUUCUAUGCGGUUUCAUUUGAUCGGGAUCGAGCUCUGCAAAGACUUCUAGAUACGACACCAGAUCUCAAUUCGGCAGACACCAGUGAACGGGUGACACCACGUCUGGACCGACGUAAGCGUGCCAUUUCUCGCGAAGACAUCCUAAAGCAGGCGGAAUCGAUUAUUCAGGACUUUGGACACUCGAAGGCGCUAUUGGAAAUCCAGUACGAGAAUGAAGUCGGUACCGGCCUAGGUCCAACCCUGGAAUUUUACGCCCUGGUCUCCACCGAGCUGCAACGCUGUGAUCUAGGUUUAUGGAACGACAGUGAUAGCUAUAAGAACAACAACCAACAGUCAAGUUCGAUAGCGGACAACAUUGUGAAAUCGGCGCUGAAUCAGAUCGACGAUGACACUUCCGCCGCAACGACUACGAAUCGGUCAUCCCUGUCGCCGAUGGCCACACGGCAUCAACAUCAGCAGCAACAGCACCAACAACAGGAUAGCGACCACAACGUUAGUGAUGGCAGUUUCGUCAUCAGCAACGACAACUCGUUGAACAUGCUGAUUGAACAGUCGGACAACCUACUACUUAGCAGUAAUCCGCAGCAGGCCGAACUAGAGAACAAUCAUACGCCUCCGCCGGCCACUCAGCAACAUUCGCUGAUCUCACCUGCAUCUGCCGCUGGUGGCAGCAGUGGGACAGUCUCUUACGUUAACGCACCGCACGGGCUGUUCCCGAUCCCUCUCAGCAAAACGGCGAAAACUUCGCAGAUCUCACGCUUGAAGUACAAGUUUAAAUUCUUAGGCAAAUUUAUGGCUAAAGCUGUGAUGGAUAGUAGGAUGUUGGAUCUACCGUACUCGAUACCGUUUUACCGGUGGUUGCUUGCGGAGGAGAACUCAAUUGGUUUGCCCGAUCUGGACCAGGUCGCUCCGGAAGUGCAGGUAACGCUCCUGCGACUGAACGAGAUUGUCAAACAGCGGGAUCUGAUACAAACGGACCCGAGCUUGGAUGCCAUGGAGAAGACUGAAAAGAUCGAUGCACUCGAUUUGGAUGGUUGCCCGAUCGCUGACCUGGGCCUGGACUUCGUCCUACCCGGGCACCCCAACAUUGAGCUACGUCGCGGCGGUCGCGACACAGCCGUUACCAUCCACAAUCUACACCAGUACAUUUCGCUUGUAACCCAUUGGUUCUUGGUCGAGGGCGUAUCGCGACAAUUCGAAGCAUUGCGGGAAGGUUUCGACUCGGUAUUCCCGGUCAACCGUUUGCGAAUGUUCUACCCAGAGGAAUUGGAGAACGUGUUCUGUGGGUCCGGACUGAAUGCGGCGUCGCAUCAACGGUGGGACGUGCGGAUGCUAGCCGAGUGCUGCCGAACGGAUCACGGUUUCACUCAAGAUUCGCAAGCUAUCCAGUACUUCUACGAGAUCCUGAGUACAUACAACCGGGAAGAGCAGCGUCUGUUCCUGCAAUUUGUAACCGGAAGUCCACGGUUGCCAACGGGUGGUUUUAAAUCUCUGACGCCGCCGUUAACGAUCGUGCGAAAAAAGAUGGAUGGCAACCAGGAUCCGGACGAGUAUCUACCAUCGGUAAUGACCUGCGUUAACUAUCUCAAACUGCCGGACUAUUCGAGUCGGGAAAUGAUGCGACAGAAACUGAAGGUGGCCGCCAGUGAGGGCAGCAUGAGUUUCCAUCUGUCCUAAACCGAAGCGCGAAGCUGGAGAAUUCGCUUUCAAAUGCUAGUCGUUGCCGUUUGUUUAAAUCAACGUUGCGUUAUUUUCGGAAUCGGCUCCCGCGGUGCAAACGUAUUGUUUUUAAUUAGUGAUGAUGUAUUUUUGGGAGCAGGCGCUGUGUCGCUACUGCACGGAAAACUACCGAUUAUCUCAACCAAAUAAAUGCUAGUGAAAUGAAGCAAGAAUAUGAAAAGCAGGAGAGCGUGCGUAUGUCGCAUCAUGUGUACAUAGUAGAGAAUGACAGGAGUAAAGGCAGGUUUUUUUUUUGUACUUGUUUUUCAUUAUUUUGGACAUAAAUUGGCUACAUUUGGUUAUUAUUAUUGCAAAAAAAAGUUGGUUCUUGUUUUACAGACUGAAAAGAAAGAACACUUGUGCGGUGGUACAUCUCCUAUACUUAAUCAUUCUUCAAAAUUGGUUUGCUAUAUUGUGUUGAGGUACGACUCGUCAUAGUAACAUCGGAUUUUUUUCGCAUUCAUUCAUGUACAUUCGCAUCAUUUUCCGAAUGAAUCAAGCAUUGAAAAAUGAAAAACAACAGUUUUUUUUCAAAUUUGAUCUUAAUGAAAUAUAAGCAUAAGCGAAUUCGCAAGCCAGUUAAAAAAGGUUUUAUCAAAACAAUUAUAAGUAGAUAUUUAUUGCCGUGAUACAACAACUAUUUAACCUUAAUAUGGAAUGUUGCAGUACAAAUUGAUUUUCGGUGGUGGAAAUGAGAAAAUUAUGGAAGCCAUCUGUUUUUAUAGUUGUAUGCUAGAUGACUUUUUUUAUUUGUUCCGCUUUUUUUUUUGUAGAUGUGGAAAUCAAUUAUCGGAAAAUAAAUAGGAGAUGUACAAAAUCACUUGCUUAAGUCCCACCGGUAUAAAAUGUCAGUUUUCAAUUGUGUAAUCUUGUUAAUUUAUCUAUAGGCUAAAAGGCCUAGUUUUGUUUGCAGAAAAAACACAACAAUCAAGGCUGUUUUAAUUUUUGUUUUAAUUUAGUUCAAAUAAGUUUUCUUUUGAUUUACAUUAAAAGCUUACGUUCCCUAAUUUCAUUUAUUAACAAGUAGUUCCAUUACUUUCAGUGCAAUGUACAGGUUGUAGGCGUAAGCAUACUAAUGGUAAUCUACUAUCCCUGUCUCCUUUAAUUUGAUCCUGUUAAUAGAACAAAACAAAUCUAACAGUCAUACUUUGCCAGCUAGCUAACUUGAACAUACACGUUAACAUUUCAAACAUAAAUUAUGAUAACGCAAAUCGAUCACAUAAUUGUGAAGGAACAUUAUUGUAUGUAGGGUUUUGUUAGUUCGGCUCGUGUUCUGUGACUCGAAUCAGUACGAGAUUCUACAAUUGUUUGUAUCCGUAUAGAAAAGAAACAUUAAUGGUGAGAAAUAAGUUUUGUGAGCCAAAAAAAAAAUGUUUGUUUGAAUGAGUGCGCGAUUGAGAAAUAGCAAUGCUCGCGAGCUGUGUGAAAAGAGAAACACAUAUUAUAGGGUGAAAUAUGGAUAAACAUACUGUGGAAUAAGGAGAAUAAAUAAUCAAAUAAACUGAAAAUAAGAAAA